GGGUUUAUACACCUCCGACUUCCCUGCACAUCUUCCAUUCGGGGGCCGAACCGAAGCAGCCAGUUGUCGGUUCUCACCAAUUCCGCGUCUCAUGAGCAACAUUUUGUUAAGCUUUGGACGUCGGACGAGUCCAGGCGCUUAGGUCAAACAAGACAAUGUAGCUUAGCGGUUCUUGGACUGAACGACGUCGGCGUCUUUUGGAGGCUACGGCGAUAUUUACUUUCGUAGACAACGAACUCAAGCUGGCAGAAAUGGACGAACAAAGCGUGGAGAGCAUCGCCGAGGUGUUCCGCUGCUUCAUCUGCAUGGAGAAGCUGAGGGACGCUCGCCUCUGCCCGCACUGCUCCAAGCUCUGCUGCUUCAGCUGCAUACGGCGCUGGCUGACGGAGCAGAGAGCUCAGUGUCCACACUGUCGGGCCCCACUCCAGCUGAGGGAGCUUGUGAACUGCCGCUGGGCCGAGGAGGUGACGCAGCAGCUGGACACGCUGCAGCUGUGCAGCCUCACCAAGCACGACGACAACGGCAAAGACAAAUGUGAGAACCACCAUGAAAAGCUGAGUGUCUUCUGCUGGACAUGCAAGAAAUGCAUCUGCCAUCAAUGUGCUCUGUGGGGCGGCAUGCACGGUGGCCACACCUUCAAGCCGCUGGUGGAGAUCUACGAGCAGCACGUGAGCAAGGUGAAGGAGGAGGUAGCCAAGCUGCGGCGACGCCUCAUGGAGCUCAUCAGCCUGGUGCAGGAAGUGGAAAGGAACGUGGAGGCGGUGCGGGGAGCCAAGGACGAGCGGGUACGCGAGAUCCGCAACGCGGUGGAGAUGAUGAUCGCUCGUCUGGACAACCAGCUGAAGAAUAAACUGAUCACGCUGAUGGGCCAGAAGACAUCCUUGACCCAGGAGACUGAGCUGCUGGAGUCGAUCCUGCAGGAGGUGGAACAUCAGCUCCACUCGUGCAGUAAGAGCGAGCUGAUCUCCAAGAGUCCGGAGAUCCUGCUCAUGUUCCAGCAAGUCCACAGGAAGCCCAUGCAGUCGUUCGUCACCACGCCGGUGCCACCCGACUUCACCAGUGAGCUGGUUCCCGCAUACGACUCCAGCACCUUUGUUUUGGUCAACUUCAGUACUCUGAGGCAGCGGGCCGACCCGGUCUACAGCCCUCCUCUACAGAUAUCUGGACUCUGUUGGAGGCUCAAAGUAUACCCGGACGGCAACGGUGUGGUUCGCGGGAACUACCUGUCUGUGUUCUUGGAGUUGUCCGCCGGACUCCCCGAAACCUCCAAGUACGAGUACCGCGUGGAGAUGGUCCACCAGGCCUCCAGCGACCCCAGCAAGAACAUCAUCCGCGAGUUUGCCUCGGACUUUGAAGUGGGCGAGUGCUGGGGCUACAAUCGCUUCUUCAGGUUGGACCUGCUGGCCAGCGAGGGCUACCUGAACAUGCAGACGGACACGCUGGUUCUACGGUAUCAGGUGCGAUCGCCCACGUUCUUCCAGAAGUGCAGAGACCAGUACUGGUACAUCAGCCAGCUGGAAUCAGCUCAGAGCGGCUACGUCCAGCAGAUCAACAACCUCAAAGAGAGGUUGGCCAUCGAGCUGUUCCGCCACCGCUCGUUGCGCAGCGCCUCGCCCCCCGACUCGAGGCUGGCGGCCGGGAUUGCGGCUUCCGAAAGAAACCCCCGCGCCGUCAAAAGUGACGGCGACAUUCAGAGCACGCUGAGCGACGACAAAAAGGGCGGCGACCGCAACGACGAGCGGACCGUGCACGAUGACUCCAACGAGCUGUCCGACGGCGACCUGGAGGUGGACUGCCUGACCGAGGAGGAGGUGAACCCGCUGGACGGCAGCAGCACCUCGGGGAGCUCAACGGCCACCAGCAACACCGAGGAGAACGACAUUGACGAAGAAACCAUCUUCCGUGGUGUGCCGGGUCCGGAUGUUCCAUCUGUUGUUAUGGCGUACUCGUUCAGGUCAGGCGAGAACGACGUCGACUUCAUCGGGAACCUGGACACGGAGGAAGGAGAACUUCCCGACGACUUGGAUGGAGCCGCCGGUGGCCCCAGUUCCUGUCUGCGCUCUGCACUUCUCAGCUCCGCUAUGGGACGAGCUGCCAGCGGAGGAAGCGGGGCCUCCUCCUCCGCUGGUGGUGCUGUCGGCGGCAGCCUCCUGGACAUCGACCCCGUCAUCCUCAUCCAGUUGCUAGACCUGAAGGAGCAUCACGACAUGGAGUCCCUGUGGGGUCUUCAGCCUCGACCCUCAUUGUCGCUACUUCACAGCCAAGCUGGUUCAUCCUCCAGGAAAGAGCGGGAGCGCCAUCCUCAGGUGGUGCGUCGCUCCGCCCCGGACUCAGCGGUCCUCAUCCGCCUCAAGGCGCAGAUGGCCGAGGUGCGCAGCAAGAUGUCCGACGUCAAGACACAGGUGCUGGAGGCCCGCGCGGCCAGCGAUUCCAGGCCGGGCCCAUCGGGAAUCUUCGGCGCUGAAGGGGCGCCCUCGCACCGCGCCGACCUGGAGUCGGCGGACAGAUGCAAGCCUGGCGAGCUGGCGCCGCUUGGGAGGGCGGCAGCGGUUCUGUCCCGGCCAUGUCGUCCCGGACAAAAAUGCCCACCGUCAGUCCUGGAAAGCUGCAGCGCACCGCUAGGUCAUCAGAAGAGUCCGGAGCAGACAGCGAAAGACGUCAGAGGAGCCAACGCAGCUCCGGAACUCGGCCUGCAUAUCAACGAGGCCACUAACGGAUGCGCCGAGGUGUCGGACGUUGCUCAGGCCUCAGCGGAGCAGGCGUCCUGCAAGCCUCAGCUGUACACGCCAUCGGGGCCCAGGGACGACAUCUUCUCCGGCUACCUGCCGGCCGCCAAGAACUGUGGCACCCGGACCCUGGGGGCAGCCAUGUUGGACUCUGAAUCUGAAAGCUCAGGAAACUCGCAUCAUUCCUUGCUGGAGGGACCCACAUCGCAGCCACAGUCCAGUGAAGGCCGGGUUGCCUCAGCACCUCUCCUCAUAGAUCCGCCGCCAUCCGUCCUGGCGGCGGCGACGAGCAGCGAGAGCGACACAGAGGACGAGGACGCCAACUCUCGCUAUGACAACCGGACUCCGCCCUGCACAGGCGAGUCACUCUCCGAAGACAUGACUGACAGGUGAUGGAGCAAUAGAAAAUGAAACUGCCUCUUCUACACACACUCACACACACAUACACACACACAAUCAUUUCUAAGGCUGCUUUCCGCGAUGGCCGACAUUGUGCACUAAAUUUCACGUUCCACUUAACUGCAUGAUUUCAAUCUGCUUAUAGAACAAAGGUACUAAAACAUUCCAUUUUUCCUUUCGUCAGCAUGCUCAGAAGAUUUUGAACUUUUGUCCGCGCUGUCCAUUCCAUUUUCUGAGCACUGAGCCAUUUUUUAUUUUAUUUUGAAAGACGUUUUGCUUUUUAGAGACGUCAAUUUGUAGGAAGCGGUACGUGUGCAUGUUUUGUUCACGUCCAUAGUCGUUUUGUUUGAGCCAAGGGAACAACAACAUGGCCUUGAAUUAUGAACUUCACUUUUUGUUUGUUGUUGGUUGCCAAUGUUCCUCUACUGCACUGAAUCCUUGUUCCAAAUGGCCCCUUAGUGGUUUUCCCGUAAUAAAGGUAAUGUUUUAGCAUCGUC
Messenger RNA from Syngnathus acus (greater pipefish), 3622 nucleotides. It is a transcript of the gene trim37, whose product is annotated as tripartite motif containing 37. The record is from RefSeq and is a predicted model, not a curated record. Gene Ontology annotation, biological process: negative regulation of centriole replication; protein autoubiquitination. Gene Ontology annotation, molecular function: zinc ion binding; ubiquitin protein ligase binding; tumor necrosis factor receptor binding. The transcript has 25 exons. Gene Ontology annotation, cellular component: aggresome; peroxisome. NCBI's taxonomy places the organism in Eukaryota, Metazoa, Chordata, Actinopteri, Syngnathiformes, Syngnathidae. The coding region runs from base 252 to 3119 and encodes 955 amino acids.